Drosophila novamexicana is the source of this 1105-nucleotide messenger RNA. RefSeq names its product adult enhancer factor 1-like. Gene Ontology annotation, biological process: regulation of transcription by RNA polymerase II. The transcript has a single exon. Lineage: Eukaryota; Metazoa; Arthropoda; Insecta; Diptera; Drosophilidae. Gene Ontology annotation, molecular function: RNA polymerase II cis-regulatory region sequence-specific DNA binding; DNA-binding transcription factor activity. The coding region runs from base 140 to 775 and encodes 211 amino acids. The record is from RefSeq and is a predicted model, not a curated record.
ACUUCGACUUGAGAAACUGGGGUGUUAUAAAUAUAUUUUUAUAUAUUUAUGUGAUAAGAAUUCAAGCCAGCAUCGUAAGCUGGCCAAUUACAAAAAAAUACAUACCGGCGACAAGCCGUACACGUGCUCCUACUGCCAUAUGCAGUUCAGGCAGCAGGGCACGCUCAUCAGCCACAUAAGGACGCACACGAAUCUCGCCAGCCAGCCAGCAAGAGUAGAGCACUCGGUCAUGCCAGCACAUCUCGGACACGGUGCACAGCAGCUGACAAACGGUCUGCUGCCCAACAAUCUGCACAACACAACACCCAACUUCCUCCAGCUGGAUCACCAUCCGCUGCUGCAUUUCCUUGAAGGCAGCACAACAGUAAGCUCUUUGGUAGCCAGCAAUGCGGCGGCGGCGGCGGCGUCUGCUGCAUCAGCGGGAACAGCGGCGUCUAACCCAAAACCCGAACCCAGCCAGGCCGAGCAGGGACCUCGAAUAAGUGUGGGCAACAUUAAUAUGCUGAGGAGCGAUAAUCCGGAUCGGCCGUUUGGCUGCAGCGUCUGUCGGCGCUUCUUCUCACAGCAGAGCACCCUGGUCAACCACAUUAAAACGCAUACGGGCGAGAAGCCGUACAAGUGUAAGAUCUGUGAUGCUAGUUUCCGGCAGGUGGCCACGCUCAACAACCACAUGAAGAUCCACACCGGCGAGAAACCCUACAACUGUUCCUACUGUCCCAAGCAAUUCCGGCAAAAGAGUACCCUACAAAACCAUCUGCGCAUUCACAAGUGCUAGCUUGGUUCCGCCGCCAGCAUUACGGAAAAGUGGAAGAAACACAGUUAUACUAGAUGCCGAUACAGUUACAUACACAAUAACAAGCGCAAUACAUUUAAAUAAAUUUAAAUAUACUCAAAUGUACUCAAACGGGUUAUUUACCUGCUAUGCAGAACGCAAUUGAAUAUAAACAAAUCUCAACCGUAGCAUGUCCAACAUUUGUACAUAUGCAUGUGUUUGGGAGACAUUUGAAUUUAAACUAGUCUAAAUUUGAAUUGUACUCCCGUUAACGUGUUAAAUGCUAAGUCGAAUUUAAUGUGACGCAAAUAUAGUAAACGCUCUCUUACCGGC